GGAGGGGCCCGGGGGCUCGGUCAGCGGCCCCGGGGACCGCGGCGGCGACGGCAUGGAGCAGGCAGCGCCUAAGAGCAAACUGAAAAAGCUAAGUGAAGAUAGUUUAACUAAGCAGCCUGAAGAAGUCUUUGAUGUUCUGGAGAAGCUUGGUGAAGGGUCUUAUGGUAGUGUGUUUAAAGCAAUACACAAAGAAUCUGGACAAGUUGUAGCAAUUAAACAGGUCCCUGUGGAAUCAGAUCUUCAAGAAAUAAUUAAAGAAAUCUCUAUAAUGCAACAAUGUGACAGUCCUUAUGUUGUCAAGUACUAUGGCAGCUACUUUAAGAAUACAGAUCUGUGGAUUGUUAUGGAAUAUUGUGGAGCUGGCUCUGUUUCAGACAUAAUUAGACUGCGUAAUAAAACGCUAACAGAGGAUGAAAUUGCAACUAUUUUGAAAUCUACUCUUAAAGGACUUGAAUACUUGCACUUUAUGAGAAAAAUACAUAGAGAUAUAAAAGCUGGAAAUAUCCUUCUUAACACCGAGGGACAUGCAAAAUUAGCUGAUUUUGGUGUGGCUGGCCAGUUAACAGAUACAAUGGCAAAACGUAAUACUGUUAUAGGAACUCCGUUUUGGAUGGCUCCUGAAGUCAUACAAGAGAUUGGCUAUAACUGUGUGGCAGACAUCUGGUCCCUUGGUAUAACUUCAAUAGAAAUGGCUGAAGGAAAGCCUCCAUAUGCUGAUAUUCACCCAAUGAGGGCUAUUUUUAUGAUUCCUACAAAUCCCCCUCCAACCUUCCGGAAGCCAGAGCUCUGGUCUGAUGAAUUCACAGAUUUUGUGAAGAAAUGCUUAGUGAAAAAUCCUGAACAAAGAGCUACAGCAACCCAGCUGCUGCAGCAUACAUUUAUUAAGAAUGCUAAGCCAGUUUCAAUUUUAAGGGACCUGAUCACCGAAGCUAUGGAGAUAAAGGCAAAGCGACAUGAGGAGCAGCAGAGAGAACUAGAAGAGGAGGAAGAAAACUCGGAUGAAGAUGAGUUGGACUCUCACACCAUGGUGAAGACCAAUUCAGAGAGCGCUGGUACCAUGAGAGCCACCAGCACGAUGAGUGAAGGUGCUCAGACAAUGAUUGAGCACAACAGCACCAUGUUAGAAUCAGACUUGGGGACCAUGGUAAUAAACAGUGAUGACGAUGAAGAGGAAGAUGGGACCAUGAAACGAAAUGCUACUUCACCACAAGUUCAAAGACCUUCUUUCAUGGACUACUUUGAUAAACAAGAGUCCAAGAAUAAAAGCCCUGAAAACUGUAAUCAGAACAUGCAUGAACCUUACCACAUAUCCAAAAACGUUUUCCCUGAUAACUGGAAAGUCCCACAGGAUGGAGACUUUGAUUUCUUGAAGAAUCUGAGUUUAGAAGAAUUACAGAUGAGAUUAAAGGCUUUGGACCCUAUGAUGGAACGAGAAAUUGAGGAGCUUCGUCAGAGGUACACUGCAAAGAGGCAACCUAUCCUAGAUGCCAUGGAUGCAAAGAAACGGAGACAGCAAAAUUUCUGAGUUUGUUUUGCCUUCAAACAUAAUACUAGGAGUCAGUGUGGACACUGAUAACUUUGUAAAUCAGAAGGAAUUAGAUUAUAAGAGUUUUCAGAAAUCCAGUCUGUUAAACUUUCCUUCACAAGCAGUGACAAUUGCAGCAGUCAAGACCAUUCAUAUGGUGUUCUGCAAAGGCAGCAAAACACUUUACCACUUGUUUGCAUUUUCAAAUGUUUAAUGUAAUAGAAGUUUAAUCUGUUACUUCCCAGUCUUUUUCAGGUGUGUAGUGGUAACUUGGUGUUGUACAUUGGGAAUUGGGUUUUGGAGCACCUGGAAUGAUUUCUUGAUUGUGCAACACUACCGAGCCUUAUAUUGCAAUGUAUUUUUCUCCCAUUUAGUAGCAUAUUUAUUAUGUAAUCUUUGGUUAUCAUAUUUAUUUUAUGCCCGUUUUCUGUUGGGAAGUAUUAGGAUAAUAUUGUGGAGAGCAGAGUCAAAUUAGAUAAAAUUGCUAUUGUAGUAUAAUGAAAAGCUGCUUACCACUGUAUUAUCUUUUAAAACUCCAAUUUCAACAAAUACCCUGAUUCGGGACAGCACUUGAAUAUGUAUCCAGCCCAUUCGUAGCAGUAAAAUUUAGGAAUAAAGCGAGUAAUAGGCACAUGUUUUUCUGCUCUCCUGAAUCAGGGACUGUUGUAGUUGAGUAGUACAGUUGUUACACUACAGAGCAUUCUUUGAGAGGGUAUUUCUGUCAUUUGUACGCACACUGAGUCAGCUGUCAUUAAACAAGAAAACAAGUGCCUAAUCAGUUUUAAUUUUUGUUAUUCAAGAGAAGCAAUACUUACAGUCACUCCUUAAGUGUAAACUUCCAAUUGCUAUUGCAAUUCUGACCAGUAUAAACCUCUGUUUUGCACCAUAGUUUUAUAAUGAAGUAACAGCUACACUUUCUGGAUAUAUUUUUUGUUUCAUUUGGGGUUUUUUAAAUCGCUGUUUUGAGGGGAGAGGGGAAUUAUUACUACUUUGGGGUUUGUUUGUUUUCACAUUAUAGCUACAAAGGGAUAGUAAUUUAAAAACCAAAGAAAAUAAAUUGAAUACUUAUAUUUAAUAAGUAUGGAAAAGAAGCAACAUUUAAUAGUGUUCUGAAGGGUUUGUCCUGCAAUUGCUAAACAUUCAAAAUUCCUAUACUCUUCUGUUGGUAGAUUUCGGGGACUCAGAAAUGCAGGACCAAGCUCUUAAUAGCUUUUUACAAGUUCUUGUCUGGUUUAUGUUGUGGAGUAUCUAUUGGUAGAAUUUACAACAUUGUGAGAAAUAUUUCAGGCUUAGCAGAAAAUGUGAUCCACUCUCUGAACAAUCUACUGUGUUCUCUAUUGAAAUCUUUACUAUUUUUGCCUUGUAUAUAACUAACUUCACUCUGAUAGUCAUACUUCUCUAAACAAUACAGCUGAAAAGAUCUUUACAUUCAGCCUUUAGCUGUUAAACUUUCAAUGGUGACUACUGUAUGGGCAUCUUCUGUAAACGUUUUCUGGAAGUUAGUAAUCAUCUCAUACCUCUUAACAUUAAUUGUCAAUAUACGUGGACCAUUUAGAUGGAGCAGUGCUGAUUUUGGAAAUGAUGCGUUAUGUCGCAAAGCUUAUGCCAGUGGAAACAAAGAUUUCUUACAGGAUCAGCAUGGUACAGCCAUGCUGGUACCAGUACUUGGGUUUGAGCCAUACACAGCCAUUGCUGUCCUUGUCAUUCUCUCUGUGUUUGCAUGCACACCACGCUCUGACAUGUAAACCCUAGAGGCAAAUAAAUCUUAAUUGUGAUUGUUAGAACAUCCUUAUUCUCAACUCUCUUCAUACUUCUUAGAGCAAUGACCAUUCCUUGUGAAAAUGCAAGGACACAGAAGAUCCAUAAAAAUUACUUUAGGCAAGAUAAAAUGCACCUAGUAGUCCUAUGCCUCACAUUUAUACAAUGAAAUGAUGUAAAGUAAAAAAUGAUAUAAACAUAUCACUGUGUCAUUAGAUUAUAAUUGGUAUGCAGGAAAAAAAUAACAGUACCAACUUCCGCCUAUUACUAUGGUUCUUACUUAUUUAAAGUCAUUUCUACUUCUUGAACUUUCCGUUCUCAAAAACUCAAAGGUAUGUGUGCAUACAUUGAUUUGUGUAGAUAUAAACACAUAUAUAUUCGUAUCUAUAUAUAUAUAUAAGAGAAAAUAUAAAACAGGUUUAAACCAUCAGGAGAGGAACCUAGCUUGCCUUUUCUUGGUGUGCCUUUUAAACAAAGUGUCAUUGUCUAGACACUCUUACUGCAUCCUCAGCAGCUAAAUUUUCCCUUAUUCAAUCUUAAACUUUUCACAUCAAAAAUAAUACUUUGAGUAAUGUGGCUUUACAGUGUAAUAAACAAUAAUAUAAAAUGAUCACAAAUUUUGAUUUUGUGUAUUCUGAAAACUUCAGUAAUGUGGUACCCUAAAGAUGGACUGUGUAU
This is a messenger RNA of Sturnus vulgaris (Common starling), 3961 nucleotides long. RefSeq names its product serine/threonine kinase 3 (gene STK3). Gene Ontology annotation, cellular component: cytoplasm. Gene Ontology annotation, biological process: signal transduction; protein tetramerization; protein phosphorylation. Gene Ontology annotation, molecular function: protein serine/threonine kinase activity; ATP binding. Lineage: Eukaryota; Metazoa; Chordata; Aves; Passeriformes; Sturnidae. The record is from RefSeq and is a predicted model, not a curated record.